This is a messenger RNA of Rhinopithecus roxellana (golden snub-nosed monkey), 2561 nucleotides long. RefSeq names its product adenylosuccinate lyase (gene ADSL). Gene Ontology annotation, molecular function: N6-(1,2-dicarboxyethyl)AMP AMP-lyase (fumarate-forming) activity; (S)-2-(5-amino-1-(5-phospho-D-ribosyl)imidazole-4-carboxamido) succinate lyase (fumarate-forming) activity. NCBI's taxonomy places the organism in Eukaryota, Metazoa, Chordata, Mammalia, Primates, Cercopithecidae. The transcript is spliced from 13 exons. Gene Ontology annotation, biological process: 'de novo' AMP biosynthetic process. The coding region runs from base 53 to 1489 and encodes 478 amino acids. Gene Ontology annotation, cellular component: cytosol. The record is from RefSeq and is a predicted model, not a curated record.
CGCUUCCGCUCUUCCCGGGUCCAGUCCAUCCUGGCGGGGUCGCGGGGUCGGGAUGGCUGCUGGAGGCGAUCAUGGUUCGCCCGACAGCUACCGCUCACCUCUUGCCUCCCGCUAUGCCAGCCCGGAGAUGUGCUUCGUGUUUAGCGACAGGUAUAAAUUCCGGACAUGGCGGCAGCUGUGGCUGUGGCUGGCGGAGGCCGAGCAGACAUUGGGUUUGCCUAUCACAGAUGAACAAAUCCAGGAGAUGAAAUCAAACCUGGACAACAUCGACUUCAAGAUGGCAGCUGAGGAAGAGGAACGAUUACGACAUGAUGUGAUGGCUCACGUGCACACGUUUGGCCACUGCUGUCCACAAGCUGCAGGCAUUAUUCACCUUGGUGCCACUUCUUGCUAUGUUGGAGACAAUACUGACUUGAUUAUUCUUAGAAAUGCACUUGACCUGCUUUUGCCAAAGCUUGCCAGAGUGAUCUCUCGGCUUGCCGACUUUGCUAAGGAACGAGCCAGUCUACCCACAUUAGGUUUCACACAUUUCCAGCCUGCACAGCUGACCACAGUUGGGAAACGUUGCUGUCUUUGGAUUCAGGAUCUUUGCAUGGAUCUCCAGAACUUGAAGCGUGUCCGAGAUGACCUGCGCUUCCGGGGAGUAAAGGGCACCACUGGCACUCAGGCCAGUUUCCUGCAGCUCUUUGAGGGAGAUGACCAUAAGGUAGAGCAGCUUGACAAGAUGGUGACAGAUAAGGCGGGAUUUAAGAGAGCUUUCAUCAUCACAGGGCAGACAUAUACACGAAAAGUGGAUAUUGAAGUACUGUCUGUGCUGGCUAGCUUGGGGGCAUCAGUGCACAAGAUUUGCACUGACAUACGCCUCCUGGCAAACCUCAAGGAGAUGGAGGAACCCUUUGAAAAACAGCAGAUUGGCUCGAGUGCAAUGCCAUACAAGCGGAAUCCCAUGCGUUCAGAACGUUGCUGCAGUCUUGCCCGCCACCUGAUGACCCUUGUCAUGGACCCGCUACAGACAGCAUCUGUCCAGUGGUUUGAACGGACACUGGAUGAUAGUGCCAACCGACGGAUCUGUUUGGCCGAGGCAUUUCUUACUGCAGAUACUAUACUGAAUACGCUGCAGAACAUUUCUGAAGGAUUGGUAGUGUACCCCAAAGUAAUUGAGCGGCGCAUUCGGCAAGAGCUGCCUUUCAUGGCCACAGAGAACAUCAUCAUGGCCAUGGUCAAAGCUGGAGGUAGCCGCCAGGAUUGCCAUGAGAAAAUCAGAGUGCUUUCUCAGCAGGCAGCUUCUGUGGUCAAGCAGGAAGGGGGUGACAAUGACCUCAUAGAGCGUAUCCAGGCUGAUGCCUACUUCAGUCCCAUUCACUCCCAGUUGGAUCGUUUACUGGAUCCUUCUUCUUUCACUGGUCGUGCCUCCCAGCAGGCUGGAGUGCAGUGGUGCUGGGAUUACAGGCGUGAGCCCCCACAACUGACCAAGAUACGGCUAUUUUGAGCUGCCUUAAGUAUUUCUUUAUGUAGAUUUUUUGGAGUUUUGAUCUUGAGAAUGUGGUAUAACGGACAAAGAAUUAGGUUUUAUUGUCAGGUGGAUUUGGGUUAAAUCCUAACUUCUGGCAUUUACUGGCUGACAGGAUAAAAGUAAAUAUCUCAGUGUUGUAACGAAUGAAAUGCAUGAGUAUAUACUAAGUGCUCAGUAUGUGUUCAGAUACUGUAUUUAAUUCUGGGGAUUUAAAAAUGAAUAGAUAGGCUGGGCACAGUAGCUCACACCAGUAAUCCCAGUACUUUGGGAGGCCGAGGCAGGAGAAUUGCUUGAGUUCAGGAGUUCAAGAACAUCCUGGGCAACAUGGUGAAAACUCGUCUCUACAAAAAAAUACAAAAGUUAGCCAGGUGUGGUGGCGUGCACCUGUAGUCUCAGCUACUCAGGGUGCUGAGGCGGGAAGAUAGCUUGAGCCCAGGAGGUCAAGGCUGCAGUGAGCCAUGUUCAUGCCCCUGCCCUGUGGCUUGGGUGUCAAAGUGAGAUCCUGUCUCAAAAAAAAGUAAAGAUGAAUGGAUAAUUCUCAUCUUCAGAGAGCUCAAAACCUAGUGGUGAAUACUUUUAAAUAAGUCAUUAGAAUACCAAGCAGUAGGUACGAGGACUGAGGGCUAAAAUACUAGAACUGGAGGUAGGAGACCAAUAAAGAGGCUGCUGCAACGGACCAAGCAGUAGAUGAUGAGAGCUUUGAGUGAAGGCAGUGGUGAGAGAUGCAGACCAGGGAGGGAGAGGAGGUUAAGCUCUUGGUGAUUACUUGAAGAGGGCUGGGAAGCAGGAGGAAGGAAGCUGUGGUGAUUUUUAGGUUACGUGGAAAUGGCGAAACCACCUGAGAGAACACAGGCUGGGCCAGUUUGUGGGAAAGGUUGGUGGGCAUGUGGGCAUGGUGGUUGAAUCACCUGUGCCUAGGCAGAAAUUCCUGAUAGACAGUUAAGGAAAACAAGCUCAGUGGUGGAGUAAACGCUUCAUUAAAUUAGGUUUUAUUGGUAUCACCUGACAUUGGAAAGGUAUUAUCUGCUAAUAUCUUAACAUUUUCUUU